AUGGCUUAUGCUGGCCAACAUCACUUUACUAAUGCACGAUCAAGUACAGAAUCACUUGGGUCAUCUUACAUAGAAGAUAUUGGCGAAUACGAAGGAGAAAGAAAUGAAGCUGGGCAAAGACAUGGUUACGGAAAAGCUCUGCUCCCGAAUGGUGACAUUUUCGAAGGAAGCUACAAGAAUGGUCUGCGCUACGGAGAAGGAAAAUACAUUUUUCGUCGGCAUCAAGGUUCUAGUGAGACGACAGAUGAAAUUCUUCCUCAUGCAAAAUAUGUUGGAUUUUACAAGCGGAACAUGCGAAAUGGAAACGGAACCUUUUGGUAUCCCGAUGGAGCAACUUACUCCGGUCACUGGUCAAAUAAUAUGAAGCAUGGAAUGGGUGUUUACACGUACCCGAAUGGAGACCGAUAUCAGGGAAACUGGGAAAACGAUCUCAAACAUGGAAGCGGGAAAUAUGUCUACGCGUCUCACGGAGAAAGCAUCUCGGGGACAUGGGAGAAAGGGCAACUCGUCGGGAAAGUGACUCUGAAAUGCUCAAAAUUUUCUUUCGAAGGCGAUUGGGAUGGCGAUGGACCGAUUCGAGAUGGGAAAUUCAUGUUGCCGAAAGUCAGUCAACUUGGUGGCUAUUCAAGACAAAUACGAAAGAAGCACUUUUACGACGAAGACGAAAAAAUUAUUUGCGAAGAAGACACACUCAUCUGGAGAGCUGAUUCUUUUAUAAGUGAGCCUUGA
This is a messenger RNA of Oikopleura dioica, 729 nucleotides long. The record is from the annotation of a GenBank genome assembly. Lineage: Eukaryota; Metazoa; Chordata; Appendicularia; Copelata; Oikopleuridae.